AUGAAUCCGGAUUCAUCGUUGUUCACUUGGUUGCUGUAUGCGGACUGCGCAGUACUGGUACAGAGCGACGAGUCCAGAGUUCCUUUGGUGGCGUCGAGUGUACAAACCUCCGCCCCCAAUAGUCCUCAAUCAAGUAUGCUCCUUCUGCAAGUACAGGCCCCCUUUGGUUCAAGCAGUUUUGCGGAUCUGCUAAAUGCGCCAUAUUCAGAUGAUCCUAGUGGCGCCCUAGCCUCCGAGGACAUCGACCCUUUCGCUGAAGUAGCGCUUCAAUCACAACCUUCUUCACCAGCUCCGCUCCCUAGUUUUCAAGAAACUUACUCAGUUCGUUAUCAAGCACCAAAUUCAGCAACCGUUAAAAUGGAUGAGGAGUGCUUCAGUGUUUCAUAUCAUCAACAAACAACACCUCAUAAUAUUUCUCUUUCGCAUUAUGAUUAUCAACAAUUACAAUACUCUUCAACAACAAAUCCUUAUUAUCCUUCUCCUCAAAUGUGCACUUCCAGCUUUGAUGCUUCAUUAUCUCAAGAAUCUUAUUCGCUACCACCUUACCAAACAUCAGAAUUGCACAUCGCAACACAAAAUCCGAGGCAACGUCGAGCUUCAUUACCCCUACAACGGUCUGAAUCGACAAGCAGUAGUGAAAGUCCACAAUUAAGAUUGGGACAUGCACCUUCGGCGUGUUCUUCUGCUGCUAGCAGUCCAGGUGGCCCGCCGGAACAAAUUUCAACAUCCAAAGGUCCUACUCCUUCUUCACCUUCCCAAUUAUGUGCUGUAUGUGGAGAUACUGCUGCAUGUCAACAUUAUGGAGUUCGUACAUGUGAAGGUUGCAAAGGUUUUUUUAAACGUACUGUGCAAAAAGGUUCUAAAUAUGUAUGCUUGGCGGAUAAAGCGUGCCCUGUUGAUAAGCGUAGGCGAAAUCGGUGCCAGUUUUGUAGAUUUCAAAAGUGCUUAGCAGUUGGUAUGGUGAAGGAAGUAGUUCGAACAGAUUCCCUUAAAGGUAGACGAGGCAGGCUACCUUCCAAACCAAAAUCUCCCCAGGAAUCACCACCAAGUCCUCCAGUGUCUCUUAUAACUGCUUUAGUUCGAGCAUAUGUUGACACAACUCCAGAUCUUGCCAAUUUAGAUUACUCUCAAUACCUAGAACCGUCUCCUAUAGAACCAAAUAUUUCAGAAGCCGAUAAAAUUCAACAGUUUUACACCUUACUGACCACUUCAGUAGAUGUAAUUAAAAAUUUUGCUGACAAAAUACCUGGAUUCUUAGAAAUAUGUUCUGAAGAUCGAGAACUAUUAUUCCAGUCUGCAUCUUUGGAACUAUUCGUUUUGAGAUUAGCCUAUCGUACCCGUCCUAAUGAUACUAAACUGACUUUUUGCAAUGGAGUAGUGCUAGAUAUACAACAAUGUCAGCGAUCGUUUGGAGAUUGGUUACAUGGAAUUAUGGAGUUUUGUGCAGGAUUACAUUCAAUGGAAAUAGACAUAUCCGCUUUUGCAUGCCUAUGUGCACUUACAUUAAUUACAGAAAGACAUGGCUUAAGAGAACCUCAUCGGAUCGAACAACUUCAAAUGAAAAUAAUUUCCUCUUUAAGAGACCACGUUACGUAUAACGCCGAGGCACAGCGAAAGUCCCAUUACUUUAGCAGACUUCUAGGGAAACUGCCAGAGCUUAGAUCAUUAAGUGUACAAGGACUACAAAGGAUUUUUUAUUUGAAAUUAGAAGACCUCGUGCCGGCUCCUCCUUUAAUUGAGAAAAUGUUUGUGGCUAGCCUACCUUUCUAA
This is a messenger RNA of Anoplophora glabripennis (Asian longhorned beetle), 1770 nucleotides long. It is a transcript of the gene Hr38, whose product is annotated as probable nuclear hormone receptor HR38. Gene Ontology annotation, molecular function: nuclear glucocorticoid receptor binding; nuclear receptor activity; RNA polymerase II cis-regulatory region sequence-specific DNA binding. The record is from RefSeq and is a predicted model, not a curated record. Bases 1 to 1770 code for a protein of 589 amino acids. Gene Ontology annotation, cellular component: nucleus; transcription regulator complex. NCBI's taxonomy places the organism in Eukaryota, Metazoa, Arthropoda, Insecta, Coleoptera, Cerambycidae. Gene Ontology annotation, biological process: cellular response to corticotropin-releasing hormone stimulus; regulation of transcription by RNA polymerase II. The transcript is spliced from 4 exons.